Messenger RNA from Musca domestica (house fly), 1605 nucleotides. RefSeq names its product pleiotropic regulator 1 (gene Tango4). The record is from RefSeq and is a predicted model, not a curated record. Lineage: Eukaryota; Metazoa; Arthropoda; Insecta; Diptera; Muscidae. The coding region runs from base 112 to 1527 and encodes 471 amino acids. Gene Ontology annotation, biological process: mRNA splicing, via spliceosome. Gene Ontology annotation, cellular component: Prp19 complex; precatalytic spliceosome; catalytic step 2 spliceosome. Gene Ontology annotation, molecular function: protein binding. The transcript is spliced from 2 exons.
UGAAUAGUUCAAUUUAAAUCCUCGCUACUGAACGACGCCAACACAUUUCGAUAAGGGGGCCAAACAGUGCCGCAUUUUAUUUUUCCUAGCUGCUUUAUUUGGGAUAUCAGGAUGGAGGAAGUACAGAGACACAGUGUCCAUACUCUUAUUUUUCGCUCCUUGAAACGCACCCAUGAUAUGUUUGUCUCCAAUCAGGGCAACCUACCAGAAAUUGAUGAAAAACUGGAAGCGAAGAGAAAAUCUAUAAAAGCUCGUGAUAGCUACAAAUUGGUAUUUGAUCGAGUGGCCAAGGCGGAACAAGCAAAGAAACUUGCAAAUGGCAUUGGAUCCAGCGCGGGAGCAAUUCAAGCACCAGAACCGCUUUUAGCAAUUACAGAUGGAUCUUCAAACAACAGAGAUGGCCAACUGGCUUCAAUCGAUGCCGCCAAUAAACCCACCGAAAGUCCAGUUAGUAAUUCCUUGGUAUCUGCGCCUGGUAUGCGUUCCUCUGGAGGAGCUAAUAAUGUUCAAUUAAUACCCAAAAAAGCGCCCACAAUACCCAAACCUUCAUGGCAUGCGCCUUGGAAAUUGUCACGAGUUAUAUCUGGUCAUUUGGGUUGGGUACGUUGUAUUGCUGUUGAACCCGGAAAUGAAUGGUUUGCCACUGGUGCCGGUGAUCGUGUUAUUAAAAUCUGGGACUUGGCAAGCGGUAAAUUAAAACUGUCACUCACCGGUCAUGUGAGUACGGUACGUGGUUUAGCGGUAAGCGCCAAACAUCCGUACUUGUUCAGUUGUGGCGAAGAUCGUCAGGUUAAAUGUUGGGAUUUGGAAUACAAUAAAGUUAUACGACACUAUCACGGACAUUUGUCUGCAGUAUACUCUUUGGCUCUACAUCCAACUAUUGACAUAUUGGCGACAUCGGGACGUGAUUCGACCGCCCGCAUAUGGGACAUGCGGACAAAGGCCAACAUUCAUACACUAACCGGACACACAAACACUGUGGCCAGUGUUGUGGCCCAGGCCAGUAAUCCACAAAUUAUCACAGGUUCCCACGACUCCACAAUACGUUUAUGGGAUUUGGCUGCGGGCAAGAGUGUGUGUACACUUACAAAUCACAAAAAAUCUGUUCGUAGUCUCGUUCUACACCCGAAACUUUAUAUGUUUGCUUCGGCAUCUCCGGAUAACAUAAAGCAGUGGCGAUGUCCAGAGGGCAAUUUUGUACAAAAUAUCUCUGGUCACAAUGCCAUCGUCAAUUGUAUGGCUGUUAAUCCAGACGGUGUCCUAGUGUCGGGUGGUGACAAUGGUACAAUGUUCUUUUGGGAUUGGCGUACGGGUUACAAUUUCCAACGUUUCCAAGCACCGGUUCAACCAGGAUCAAUGGACAGUGAAGCUGGCAUUUUUGCUAUGUGCUUCGAUCAGUCUGGUUCACGUCUGAUUACCGCCGAGGCCGAUAAAACAAUUAAAAUUUACAAAGAAGAUGACGAGGCAACAGAAGAAUCACAUCCUGUUAACUGGAGGCCGGAAAUUUUAAAACGUCGCAAAUUUUAAUUUAGUAUCUAUAUUUGUAUUUUUAUAAUAGAUGUUUAAAUUGUAAUACUUAAAUAUAGUCAUAUUCAAAAGAUAAAA